AUGCCUCACAGUGGACACACUCAUCAGAGGAGUUAUCAGGCAGCUCAUGGUAAGCAUUUUAAGGUCAGUGGAUGUGAAGGAAUGCAGGUCCAGUCGGUGCCCCUCGGCUCUGUCACUAUAGGACCGCAGUCCUGGCGCGAUGGGACGGUCCGCUCCAUCCGGCGGGCGGAGCGCCUGGUGCGGCAGACUCGGGCCGGGCGGUCCGGGACUUGCAGCCGGCCCCGAAGCUGCAGCGCCACCGCCGGUUUCACCCCAAAGCGCACAGACUGCACAGCGGAAACAACAGAUGAUAAGAUCACAGGGGAGGAAUGCGGAGAGAGUCGUGACUGCAUCUGCAAAAAUAAGAUGUCGAGGCCCCAGACUACUGGAGCGAUGUUCCCUAGUGGGUCCCAGAAGACGUCUGUGGCCCCGUUCCCGCCCACCAGCUUGCGUGAGCAGUGUGCCGGGGCCAGCGUUGCCGUGGCCGGUGACUACAUGCGGAGGGUGCGGGAGGUGGAGGGCCAGCUGCGCAGGCAGGCUGGCAGGGUGACCCAGGAGGGCAUCAAGCUGGAGAGGGAGAGGGGUCACCUGGAGAGGAUGCUGCGCAGCCUCAGGACCAGUCUGACUGUCAACAGGAGGAGCUCGGAGGGGAGGACCAGGAGGCCAUCCACUGCUGAGACUGAGAGAGACGGUGCUGAUUACCUGUUGUUGUGCGAGAGAAGAGAGCUGGCACAGUUGAAACAGGAUCUGGAGGGAGCGCUGAGAAACACACUGACCCAGCUGCAGGCUCUGGGUCAGAGCAGCAGACAGCUGCUGGACUGUGCCAGUGAGCGAGCUCGUGUCCUGGAGCUGCUGCCUCACAGCUGCUCUGCUGGGGGACACAGCAGCGCUGCUCAGACCCUCAGCAAAACAGACCCCGUCAGCCCCUUUACACCAGAAUGUAAACAGGUUUUAGAGUCGUCCAAUUUGACCAUCAAUCAGUCACAGCUGCUGAGGGAGAACAUCGUACAGAUGCUAACCAGCGCCAUCACCAGGCAGAAAACUAUUCACUGCGCAGUCAAUGAUGGCCUGGUGAAGAAAAUGGCAGAGACAGUCAGUCUGCAGCAAAACCUGACUGUGAUGUCUGCAGCCACCAGGCAGGCCAUGUUUCGCAAGCAGAGGGAGAUUAACUGUAUUCGUCACAGCCACGACAGACUGCAGGGUCCAGAGUACAGCGGUGACAUACUGUCCAGAGAGAAACUCAACAGGCCUCUGGUGCAGGUUUAUCACAGACACCCGGGGACACAGUUACCUGAGGCUGCUCAUCUCAUACAGGGCAGCGCAGUGCUGAGGCGGUGUCUGAUGUCCUCUGAGGGUGAGCUGGCGAGGCUGCAGCGCGCCUGUCUGCAGCUGCUGGAUGACCAGCACGGCAAGAGGGCAGCAGCUCAGGUGGAUGCAGCUGUCAUCCGCAUGAGGCGUCAGCAGGUCGACAAGCGAGCCAUGCCCUCUGUCCUCCAGCAGGGGGCGUGCAGAGGCCAACUUCCCCUGUCUUGUGUUCAGUAGGGCUGCAGCAAGCAUGCAAGUAGACAGGGAUGAUAGCUUUAAGUGUGUUGUGAGGAAAAGGGAGUGGCUAUGUACAAAAUGUAUCGGUUAAAGAUUAAUAAAAUAGGAUUAAAGCAUUAAAGUAUGAAAGGCGCUAUAUAAAUAAAGUUUGAUUGAUUGAUUGAACAGUUUGUGGUCAAAAGUAUAUGGACCCCCUUGGUCUCAUAGUCUUGAGAACUUUUAGUCUUAGUUUAUCAUGGUUUGGGUAAGGUCCAUUUGUUAAAUUAAAAAACAUUUUUAAUGCUACAGCAAAGCAAUUUAAGCGAAGAGUGCUGCCAGCUUUGUAGCAACAGUUUUGGGAAUGCCCUUUCCUGUUUCAGAUAACCCCAGUGUACGAGGUUAAAUUCAUUAAGAAAUUCUAAGGAUUUGUCUCAGAUAUGUUAAAGGUCCAGGUGUGUACGAUUCAGGGAUAUCUACUGUCAGAAAUGGUAUAUAAUAUUGAUAACUAUGUUUUUAUUAGUUUAUAAUCACCUGAAAUUAAGAACCAUUGUGUUUUUGUUACUUUAGAAUGAGCCGUUUAUAUCAACAUAGCCUGACUCACCAGAUGUAAACGACAACAAACAACCUCUGAGCUAACAACUUACAUGCUGAAACUGCCGUAUUUUGACUAAGAUUUGGAUCCUGCAGGAAGGCAUGCCUGUUUUGUUCCUUCAGUAAAUUGUUGUAAAGAUAUAAAACGAAUAAAACAACUUGGGAACGCAUCCCGGGAAAGCCCAGAUUAAAUCUUGCACGACUCUCGAG
This is a messenger RNA of Epinephelus moara (kelp grouper), 2301 nucleotides long. RefSeq names its product coiled-coil domain containing 105 (gene tektl1). The transcript has 8 exons. The coding region runs from base 1 to 1521 and encodes 506 amino acids. Lineage: Eukaryota; Metazoa; Chordata; Actinopteri; Perciformes; Serranidae. The record is from RefSeq and is a predicted model, not a curated record.